AUGGAUCCUGGGCACGUUCAGCUUUCCGCCUCUAACGACGGCCAUCUCUUCGUUCCCACGGGUCAUCUCGAGUAUCAGGGCACGGUAUACAACAUCGAACCGGGCCUCUGUGUCGACAAUGGCGGCACCUGGAUUGCUGAUCAGUUUCCCAGGGGCUGCGACAUACCCAUGGAAACCAUUACCUAUACCGACCUGAGCACCGCUGUGGUGGACAGCAAGGCUGCGCGCGACGCCCCUUCCGAAUUGGCUGCUCCUGGCAACACGGAGCACGCGCACUUCGUUGAGAAUCUUGGUAUUCUCGCCCUCAUCCUCUGGGCUCUCUGCCUUCUCAUGUGGGUCCGAGACUUCUUCAAGUCCGUGAAGUCGAAGCGACGUGCGCAAGCGGACUGGAAGAUCCUGGUUCGCACCUCGGGCAUGGACGUCGUGAGGGAGGAUGUCAACGAUAAGGGCGAGAGGGUAGAUGGGAAUCGCGACAAGCUAAUGGAGGAGGAACACGCUGUCUGCCGCGACAGCCAGUCGCAGUUGGAGAACGUCUAA
Molecule: messenger RNA, 537 nt
Organism: Paraphaeosphaeria sporulosa
Lineage: Eukaryota; Fungi; Ascomycota; Dothideomycetes; Pleosporales; Didymosphaeriaceae
Exons: 2
Coding region: 1-537 (178 amino acids)
Source: RefSeq, a predicted model, not a curated record